AUGCUCUUCUUCUUUCACUCUCUGAUCGGUUAUAAGUUGAUAACUCUUGCAACUACAAUUCCAUGGCGGUGUCUCCUCUUCUCUGGACUCUCUUCCUCUUCUCGGUUAUCUUCUCGAUCCAAUCAUACAGUGAAGAAGAAGAAGAUACACCGAUCACGCGGUUCCAGCAAUACUUAAGAUUCAACACCGCUCAUCCAAACCCUAACUACACAGCACCAAUCUCUUUUCUUCUUGAUCAAGCUAGAUCCAUUGGUCUCACUUCUCGAACCAUCGAGUUUGUUCAUGGUAAGCCAGUUCUUCUCCUCACAUGGCUAGGCUCAAACCUUAACCUUCCUUCAAUUCUCUUCAACUCUCAUCUCGAUUCUGUUCCCGCGGAAUCCGAGAAAUGGAUACAUCCACCGUUCUCAGCUCAGAGAACAGUGGAUGGUCAUAUCUACGCUCGUGGCGCGCAAGAUGACAAGUGUAUUGGAGUUCAGUAUCUAGAAGCAAUCAGGAACUUGAAAUCAAGAGGCUUCGUUCCUCUUCGUACGAUCCAUAUCUCUUACGUUCCUGAAGAAGAGAUCGGUGGAUUCGAUGGGAUGAUGAAAUUUGCGGCGUCUUUGGAGUUUAGGGAGUUGAAUUUGGGAUUUGUUAUGGAUGAAGGACAAGCGAGUCCGGGAGAUGAGUUUAGGGUGUUUUACGCUGAACGGACUCCAUGGCAUCUCGUUAUUCGAGCUGAGGGGAUUCCAGGGCAUGGUGCUAAGCUUUAUGAUAAUUCAGCUAUGGAGAAUUUGAUGAAGAGUGUUGAGUUGAUCUCUAAGUUUAGGGAGACGCAAUUUGAUUUGGUCAAGGCGGGGAAAGCUGCGAAUUCGGAGGUUAUCUCUGUUAAUCCAGCUUAUCUUAAAGCUGGAACUCCCUCCACUACCGGAUUUGUGAUGAAUAUGCAACCUUCAGAGGCAGAAGUUGGGUAUGAUAUAAGGUUGCCUCCAAUGGCAGAUCCUGUUGCUAUGAAGAAAAGGAUUGCUGAGGAAUGGGCUCCUUCUAUUAGGAACAUGACCUACACGAUAGAAGAGAAAGGAAAGUUAGCAGAUCAGUUAGGGCGACCGAUAAUGACUCUAACAAAUGGUUCUAAUCCUUGGUGGUCUAUCUUCAAGCAAGCUAUUGAAGCAACUGGAGGAAAACUUGCAAAACCUGAAAUUUUGAUUUCAAGUACAGAUUCACGCUUUAUUCGCACUUUAGGAAUUCCAGUUCUAGGUUUCUCUCCAAUGAUCAAUACUCCUAUCUUAGUGCAUGAUCAUAACGAGUUUCUUAAAGAUACAGUGUUCAUGAAAGGAAUAGGAGUAUAUGAAUCAGUUAUCAGCGCUCUAAGUUCCUUUGAGGGAAUAUCUGAUCAAGUGAUUUGAAGGUAACAUCUGCUUGAAGAUUGUUCAAGCUAAGGCUCACAUUUGCUUUGACCAAGAUGUGUAAUAGAUGUUUCAUAAGUAUUGUUAUUGACAUUCACUCUAGCCUUGUGACCUUAAAUGGCUGCUAAUAACCCUUUGUAAAUGUCAGAUAUUUGAUUUGUGUAGAAUUCUCAAACUUUGAAAAGAAAUGUCAUUGGUGAUUGAAGCAUGA
This is a messenger RNA of Arabidopsis lyrata subsp. lyrata, 1593 nucleotides long. Its product is annotated as aminoacylase-1. Lineage: Eukaryota; Viridiplantae; Streptophyta; Magnoliopsida; Brassicales; Brassicaceae. The coding region runs from base 63 to 1382 and encodes 439 amino acids. The record is from RefSeq and is a predicted model, not a curated record. Gene Ontology annotation, biological process: amino acid metabolic process. The transcript has 4 exons. Gene Ontology annotation, cellular component: cytoplasm. Gene Ontology annotation, molecular function: aminoacylase activity.